UUAUAUGACCUCCUUGGCAUUGUAUUUAUAAGAAGGAUGUCUGCCAAAUGAUUAAAAAGGUGACACCCACGCAAGUUAAAGAUAUUAGCAGAUAAGCAACUUAUGGAAACCAAACCUUCAUUGAUUCUCAUCCUCUACUGCUUUCUCUUGGCAUCGUUUCUCUUCUUCCCACAUGGAGCAGACUCUCGUAAACUACUGCAGGGGGAAGAAGAAGAUGGCAAUGGACCAAAAAAAGCGGGAGUAAAAGGGAGUCGUUCAAGUUCAGCACCAUCUUGGGUAGGCCAUGAUUCUCCUCCCAAUAAUCCUCCCUCGCCGCGAGUAAAAAGGAGUCGUUCAAGUUCAGCACCAUCUUGGGUAGGCCAUGAUUCUCCUCCCAAUAAUCCUCCCUCGCCGCCUUCGCAGAAGUCAUGGCAGAAGUCAUUUGAAAAUCAAGUGCGCAGUGAAGCAGAACAAGAAGCCCAACGUGAAGCUUGCGAGUAUUCCCGUAGUUAUACUAAUGCUUAUUGUUCUCCUUAAUUUUAAAAGCCUUAAAGCAGCUACACCCAACAAUUAAGAGUCUGUCUUGCGCUUUCGAUCCUUCUGGACCAGGGUAUAGAUGUUAUCUACUUUGUUUGUGUACCGAGUAUUGUGUGUUUUUAUAUGAGAAAUUAGAGUGCCACAAACUAAGAAAAAAGAACUUCAAUGUUGAAAGUAAGUAUUAGUUGUUGGCGGAUACAUGCAACAUUAAACAUCUGUUCCAGGUUAAUUAAAGAACUGUUUAAUCUGUGUAAA
Gossypium arboreum is the source of this 771-nucleotide messenger RNA. RefSeq lists its product as uncharacterized. The transcript is spliced from 2 exons. Lineage: Eukaryota; Viridiplantae; Streptophyta; Magnoliopsida; Malvales; Malvaceae. The coding region runs from base 103 to 516 and encodes 137 amino acids. The record is from RefSeq and is a predicted model, not a curated record.